Messenger RNA from Grosmannia clavigera kw1407, 2160 nucleotides. RefSeq lists its product as uncharacterized. NCBI's taxonomy places the organism in Eukaryota, Fungi, Ascomycota, Sordariomycetes, Ophiostomatales, Ophiostomataceae. The transcript has a single exon. The record is from RefSeq and is a predicted model, not a curated record. The coding region runs from base 1 to 2160 and encodes 719 amino acids.
AUGCUCUGCAGAACGGCCACCUACCGUGCCGCUGCUCCCUCUCUCUCCCUCAGCCUCGUGCGGGUCUACUCUUCCUCCAUGGCCCCUUCAGAUCCUUCUCCCAUAUCCGCUCCCACCCCCACGCCCUCUGCCCCCCCUACCUCCUCCACCCUUCCUAGUCACACCCUGGCCUCCCUGCCCAAAACCUGGCGCUUCACCCAGUCGUUGCCGACCGACCCGCACUUUCCCACGCCGGCCGCCUCGCACAACACGCCGCGCGACGACAUCCAGCCGCGCCUCGUCCGCGGCGCCCUGUUUUCGUGGGUCCGGCCCGAGGAGCAGGACGACCCGGAGCUGCUGGCCGUGUCACCGGCGGCGCUGCGCGAUCUGGGUCUACGGCCGGGCGAGGCGCAGACGGAGGACUUUCGGCAGACCGCGGCCGGGAACCGGCUUUGGGGAUGGGACUCGGGAGAAGAAAAAGGCGGAAAAGACGACGAACAGGCUCGCUUCCACUAUCCCUGGGCCCAGUGCUAUGGCGGCUUCCAGUUUGGCCAGUGGGCCGGCCAGCUGGGCGACGGCCGGGCCAUUUCCCUGUUUGAGGUGCCAAUCCAGUCGUUGUCUUCGUCUCUAGCAUCCUCGUCUUUCUCGCCAUUAUCGCCCUCCACCCCCUCCUACGAGAUCCAGCUCAAGGGCGCCGGUAUCACGCCCUACAGCCGUUUCGCCGACGGCCGAGCCGUCCUGCGCAGCAGCAUCCGCGAGUUUGUCGCCAGCGAGGCGCUGCACGCGCUGCACAUCCCAUCGACGCGGGCCCUGGCCCUGACCCUGCUGCCCGAGGUGCUGGUCCAUCGCGAACGUUUGGAGCCGGCGGCCGUGGUGGUGCGCUUUGCCGAGUCAUGGCUGCGCCUCGGCACGUUUGACCUGCUGCGUGCCCGUGGUGACGCUAAGCUGACGCGCCAGCUGGCCACUUAUGCCGCCGAGACCGUCUUUGGCGGGUGGGACAAGCUGCCGGGACGUGUGAGCGACGAUCUGACCUCCACUCUCUCUCCUCCCCGCAAUGUCCCCCUCACGACGACUGAAGGCCCCCUUGAUGCGGCCGAAAACCGGUUCGCCCGGCUGUACCGCGAGGUCGUGCGGCGCAAUGCCAUCACCGUCGCGCGCUGGCAGGCGUACGGCUUCAUGAACGGCGUGCUCAACACUGACAACACAUCGCUCGUUGGACUCUCCAUGGACUUUGGCCCCUUUGCCUUUCUCGACAACUUCGACCCCGAUUACACGCCCAACCACGACGACGAUAGCCGCCGGUACAGCUACAAGAACCAGCCGUCGGUCGUGUCGUGGAACCUCGUCCGCUUCGGUGAGGCCCUUGGCGAGCUCAUCGCUGCCGCCGACCGCGUCGACCAUCCAGCCUUUGUCGAGGGGGGAAUCACUGGCUUGGCCACACUGGAUGCUGCUGCUGAGGGAGAUAUCACUGCCACACCUCCCAAAGAAGCCGUACAGCUCGCCGCCGACGUCCUCUCGGCACACGCUGAAAACGUCAUCUUGCGCUCUGCCGACGAGUACAAGACCCUCUUCCUCGCCGAAUACAAACGCCUCUUUGCCGCCCGUCUCGGCCUAUCACCGCCCAGCCUAGAACAAUUGGCUGCAGACGCCGACAUCGACCCCCUCCUACUCGCCCUUCUCGACCUCAUGCAAUCCCUCGCCCUCGACUUCAACCUCUUCUUCCGCCGUCUCAGCAGCCUCCGCCUCCAAGACCUCGCCGACGAUCCUGAACGCCUCGCCGCUGCCGACAUCUUCUUCUAUCGUGAUGGCCUCGAAUCCGCCCUCGAUAAGGACGAUGCCCGCCGUCAGAUCGCCCGCUGGCUCGCCCAGUGGCGCGAACGCCUCCUCGCCCAACACUCCUACCCCGACGACGACGCCCGCAUCCGCGCCAUGAAGGCCGUCAACCCCAACUUCACACCCCGUGGCUGGAUCCUCGACGAGCUCAUCCGCCGUGUCGAAAAGGACAACGACCGCGACGUCCUGCGCCGCAUCACCCACAUGGCCUUGCAUCCCUUUUCCGACUCCUGGCACGGCCAAUCCUUUGACGGCCAGAUCUAUCUCGGGGAUCCCGACGAGGAAACUCGCUGGACCCAGGAUGUACCCCAGAAAGACAGGGCAAUGCAGUGCAGCUGCAGCUCAUAA